Molecule: messenger RNA, 2703 nt
Organism: Coffea eugenioides
Lineage: Eukaryota; Viridiplantae; Streptophyta; Magnoliopsida; Gentianales; Rubiaceae
Product: pentatricopeptide repeat-containing protein At5g59600-like
Exons: 3
Coding region: 1-1581 (526 amino acids)
Biological process (GO): RNA modification
Molecular function (GO): RNA binding; protein binding
Source: RefSeq, a predicted model, not a curated record
AUGGCCUUAACAACCAAAUUUAGUUACUUGACUCCAUACAAAUUCAGUCUACUCUUAAAAGAGUGCAUAAAGGCCAAAGCAAUUGAAUCAUGUAAGCGGAUUCAUGCUUUGAUGCUGACUUCAUCCGUUAACUGGAACAGCUUUUCACUGGGCUCAAAACUCACAGGAGUUUAUGCAAGUUGUGGUGAUUUUGGUUCUGCUAAGUUACUCUUUCAAGAAACCCAAAACCCAAGUGUAUUCGCAUAUAAUUGGAUGAUUUCAGCCUUAACUUUUCAUGGGCACCAUGAAGAAGCCCUUGGUUACUUUACCUUGCUGCAAGAAUCAAAAAAUUUUUGUCCAAAUAGUUAUACGUUUUCUUCUGUGUUGAAAGCUUGUCUUGGCUUGAUGGAUGUGAAUGUAGGGAAGGAAGUUCAUAGUUUGAUCUGUAAAAUGGCCUAUGAUGUGGAUGUUUCAGUGGGCAAUGCCUUAAUAGAUGUGUAUGGCAAAUGUGGACAUAUAUGGGAUGCUCGCAUGACGUUUGAUGAAAUGACUAAGAGAGACGUUGCAUCAUGGACAUCAAUGAUCUGUGGGUACUUUAGUGCGGGAAAAUUUGAAGAAUCAGUUACUUUGUUUGAAAGGAUGAGGCUUGAAGGUGUAGAACCAAAUGAUUUCACGUGGAAUGCGAUGAUUGCGGGGUAUGCUAGGAGAGCAGAUUGUGACAAAGCGUUUAUGUUCUUCACUAGGAUGCGUGAAGAAAGGUUGAUUCCCGAUUUGGUUACUUGGAAUGCAAUGAUUUCGGGCUUUGUUCAGAGCCAAAGAGCUGGUGAAGCUUUUAAGUUGUUUCAGGAUAUGCUGUGUAGUGGUAUCAUGCCUAAUCAAGUGACUUUCACUGGGCUACUUCCUGCUUGUGGGUUAAUUGGUUCAAUCCAUAGAGGGAGAGAGAUUCAUGGUUUCAUAUGUAGAAUGGAGAUGGAUGUUAAUGCCUUUGUUGCUACUGCUCUCAUUGACGUAUACUCAAAAUGUGGGAGUAUGAGAGAUGCUUGGAACGUUUUCAACUCAAUUUCCUGCAAGAACAUUGCUUCAUGGAAUGCCAUGAUUAGAUGUUAUGGGAACAAUGGUAUGGUGGACUUGGCAGUUGAGCUGUUCCUGAGAAUGCAAGAUGAAGGUAUACAAGCGAAUGAAGUUACUUUCACUUCUAUUCUUUCGUCUUGUAGCCAUGGAGGUUUGGUGGACAAAGGUUUGGGGAUUUUUAAAUUGAUGAAAGAACAGUAUGGAAUUGAAGCAAGCCAAGAGCAUUAUUCUUCUGUUGUUGACCUUCUCUGUCGUUCUGGGAGAUUGGAGGAGGCUUAUGACACAGUUAAAGAAAUGCCAAUUGAAGCUUCAGAGUCAAUUGUAGGUGCUUUCCUGAAUGGGUGUAUGGUACAUGAAAGAAAAGAUCUUGCUGAAAGGAUGGUUGAGGAUGUGAUAUUGAAGAAACCUGGAGGUUUUGUAACACUUUCAAAUAUAUAUGCAGCUGAGGGAGACUGGACACAGGUUGAGAAUGUCAGGAUGUUAAUGAAGGAUAAGAGGGUCCUUAAGAUGGCUGGAUCAAGUAGCUUUUAAAGAUAGCAAAUUUGUGGAAUCAGGACUGACAAGACGAUAUUGGAAUUAGAACCUGACAAAGUCUGUGACGAACCUUCAAUGCAAUCCAAGAUAUGCUCUCUCUGGAGAUUGAAUCCUACAGGUUCAGGAUUUGCCACUGUGGAUUUUCUGCUAUUGUUCUAGUGUUCGUGUGCAGACUAUUCAGAGGAGCUUAUAUGGUUGCAAUGCAUCUCACAGAGAUUACGUUUUUGAUGGAUUAACCUGAAGCAAGGUUUCAUACAGUUACACGGAGGGUCUUCAUUUGCAGAUGGUGAAGUUUAUCCAUACUUGCAGAUAAUUUGCUCCUGCUUGAAAUACUUUAAUAUUUGCUAAUCAGAAAUUCAGACCCAUGCACAAAUGAGAAUAGGGACAAACAUGAAGCUGUGAUAGCGUUGUGCCAAAGAGUUGCCAUGAAGCAAGCCUGACAGAAGGCAGUUACAGAACCGUCAAAUCAUCUUAACAUUGCUUUCUCUGGAGAUUGGCUCUAGGGAGUCCAGAUUUUUUUUCCCCCAUUCACGGCAUGCAAUUCUGGAGUGAAAGCUAUGUGAAAUCCCAAUUCUCAUAAUUUCUUAGGGAUUAGUUUCACGAGUGGAUAAAAGAGAAGGUUUAUGCAGUUGCAGAGAGGACGUUGAUUUGCAGAUGAUGAAGUUCAGCUGUAUCUUGAAGACAAUAAAUGAACUGCUUCUGUUUGAAAUAAGUUUAUUAGCUUCCAAAGUACAGAACCAUGCUCAAGGUGGAACUCCUGAUACCAUUAUGGCAAAGAUUUGAUAGAAGUUCAGCCUUAUCUGGCAGAUAAUAAACGAAUUGCUUCUUGUUGGAGUAAGUUUGUUCGUAUAGAAUCAUGCUCAAGGAGGAAUAGAGAUGGAACUCCUGACAAGUGAUACCAUUAGGAAAAAAUCUGCACAAAAUGCAGCACAAAAACAAGCAGACGAGAUCUGAGAUACAAGUAUAUACAAUGGUAUAACUUGUGCAGGUUAGCUUAUAUGCUUUAAGAUUUUAAAGAAAAGAACUAAAUGCUGCUGCUUUACUGGAUCUCACCAGUGAUUUUUGUCCCUACGAAUUUAGAAUUCCAAUUUUAUGUUUCAAAGUUUUCAUUAUUUUUUU